Sorex fumeus (smoky shrew) is the source of this 2202-nucleotide messenger RNA. Its product is annotated as baculoviral IAP repeat-containing protein 3-like. Gene Ontology annotation, biological process: regulation of apoptotic process. Bases 199 to 2010 code for a protein of 603 amino acids. The transcript is spliced from 8 exons. Gene Ontology annotation, cellular component: nucleus; cytoplasm. The record is from RefSeq and is a predicted model, not a curated record. Lineage: Eukaryota; Metazoa; Chordata; Mammalia; Eulipotyphla; Soricidae.
CAUAUGACUGCCCCUUAAAGUAGACCAGUGUUCUUGAGAAUGUCACCAUCUGAAACCUGGCAUGCAGGGAAGUAAAAAGGAGGAAAGAUUUCCUCACUGAGGGAUUGACCCUUGGACCCAAAUGAAGAAACUCAAACGCAUGCACAGAACUACCUCCCCAGAGGAAGGCUAGUCCCUUUUCCUCCCCUCCCUUUCAUCAUGAACAUAGUAGAAAGCAGCGAAUUCUUAUCAAAUUUGAUGAAGAACGCCGCCACAUUUGAACUGAAAUAUGACUUUUCCUGCGAGCUCUACCGGAUGUCCACGUUCUCCACCUUCCCGGCCGGUGUGCCUGUCUCGGAAAGGAGCCUGGCUCGCGCGGGCUUUUAUUACACCGGUGCAAUGGACAAGGUCAGAUGCUUCUGCUGUGGCCUGAUGCUAGAUAAUUGGAAACAAGGAGACAAACCUGUGGAAAAGCAUCGGAAGCUGUACCCCAGCUGCAGCUUUAUCCAGAAUCUAAAUUCCUCUCUCGUCCCUGGGGCCUCUGUUCAUCCAACUUCUCCUUCGGAGCCCGAGUCCACACAUUCCCUGCUCCCAAGUUGGGAAAACAGUGGCUAUUUCAGUGACUCUUAUUCAAGCUUUCCAUCAAACCCGGUGAACUCCAGACCAAAUCAGGACCUCUGCCCCCCAGGAAUGGAGCCUUCCCCCUGUGCAAUGGACACCGAGAAAGCCCGGCUGCUGACAUUCGGGACGUGGCCCUUGUCCUUUCUGUCGCCUGAGGAUCUGGCCAAAGCGGGCUUCUAUUACAUCGGGCCUGGAGACCGGGUGGCCUGCUUCGCCUGUGGUGUCAAACUGAGCAAUUGGGAACCCAAGGAUGACGCCAUGUCAGAGCACCUGAGGCACUUCCCCAACUGCCCGUUUCUAAAAAAGCAGCUUCACGCCGCGGCACCCUAUACAGUUUCCAACCUGAGCCUGCAAACCCAUGCAGCCCGCCUCCGGACCUUCUGCCACUGGCCAGCCAGCAUCCCUGUCUGUCCCGAGCAGCUCGCCAGCGCAGGUUUUUAUUACGUGGGUCGCAGUGAUGAUGUCAAAUGCUUUUGCUGUGACGGUGGGCUGAGGUGCUGGGAGUCUGGAGAUGACCCCUGGGUGGAACAUGCCAAGUGGUUUCCCAGGUGUGAGUACUUGGUACGGAUUAAAGGACAAGAGUUCAUCGGCCGGGUCCAAGCCAAUUACCCUCACCUGCUUGAACAGCUGUUAUCUACUUCAGAAAAUCCAGAAGAUGAAAUUGCAGAGUCUCCAAUCCUUCACUUUGGACCUGGAGAUACGCCGUCGGAAGAUGCAGUCAUGAUGAACACUCCUGUGGUCAAGGCGGCCUUAGAAAUGGGCUUCAGUAGGAGGCUGGUCAGACAGACAGUGCAGAGUCAGAUCCUCACAUCUGGAGAGAACUAUAAGACAGUUAGUGAUCUCGUGGUAGAUUUACUUAAUGCACAAGAUGAAAUAAGGGAAGAGGAGAAAGAAAGAGCAACUGAAGAAAAAGAAUCAGAUGAUCUUUUAUUAAUCCGGAAGAAUAGAAUGGCACUUUUUCAGCAUCUGACUUGCGUACUUCCGAUCCUGGACAGUCUGCUGACUGCUAGAGCAAUUACUGAACAAGAGCGUGAUGUUAUUAAGCAGAAAACACAGACCUCUUUACAGGCCAGAGAGCUGAUUGACACUAUUUUAGUGAAAGGAAAUUCUGCAGCUGCUGUAUUCAAAAGCGCGCUACAAGAAACGGACCUCACCUUAUACAGGCAUUUAUUUGUUCAACGGGACAUGAAGUAUAUUCCCACAGAAGGUGUUUCAGAUCUGCCAAUGGAAGAACAACUGAGGCGACUUCAGGAGGAGCGCACAUGCAAAGUGUGUAUGGACAAAGAGGUGUCCAUAGUGUUCAUCCCCUGUGGCCACCUCGUCGUCUGUAAGGACUGUGCCCCUGCCCUAAGAAAGUGUCCUAUUUGUAGAGGAAUCAUCAAAGGGACAGUUCGUACAUUUCUUUCGUGAAGUUUUGCCCAAAACAAAAAAUGAAUGGAUUAAAUGUGCCAUGAUUUUAAGUUUCAUGCCGAUGUUUUCAGAUUUUUCCAUUCAUUUACAAUUUAGAAAACUUUAUGUAACUCUGUACUGAAAAAAUAUGAACACAUCUAUUUUUGGUACUAAGAGGAUAAUAGACUUCUGUUUUUAUCAACAGGAAGUAGG